Monodelphis domestica (gray short-tailed opossum) is the source of this 1741-nucleotide messenger RNA. The record is from RefSeq and is a predicted model, not a curated record. NCBI's taxonomy places the organism in Eukaryota, Metazoa, Chordata, Mammalia, Didelphimorphia, Didelphidae.
CGGGGCAACCACCCCGUGCCACUCUUCCCCUCCCCCUUCCAUUCCCUUAUCCUCAGCGACCAGUACCCAUAGCAACAGCAACCGCGGGGCUAACUAAGAAGACCUCCCCGUCUCUUCCCUCCCGGGCCUUAAGCAAUUUCUACGCAACAUAAGGAGAUGGAGCCCAGUCCUUCAGGAACUCAGGAAAAAAAGACCACUCGACUCUCGCACAAUUCCACUGUAUCAGCGGUUAUGACCAGGUCUGAGGAGUAUUUGGCCCGGGUCAGCACAGAACUUACCAAUGAGGCCCUGAUGGGAGCCCAAUACCCAAUGAGCCCUGACGUGCCCAAGGAACUGAAAAAACUGGACCAGGGAACUCAGAUGUCCCGACACGUGCUGCCAACCACCAGGACCAAGGGCACGGAUACUCGUUCUGACAGAAACAGGACCAGAAAUAAAACUCAUCUCCUGCCAUCCAGAGAGAUGGUUGAAGAUUUCAAAGAUGAUAAAGGAAAAUUGCUGAAGUCAAAAGACAAAGAGCCAUCCCAACACAAGCAGGUAGAGACUGUUCGGCAGGAGGAGGCCCUAGGUGGAACCAUGUUUUUGACUACCAGAAGGCCUGUUCGUAGGCCCCCUGCUGUACCAGAAAGCCUCUCUUCCCUUGCCUCCAGGAAAGAGCAAGGAAAUGUCAAGCCCGGCCAUGACACCAUCAGGAACCAGAGACUAAUAAAGAGACGGGGACCCCCGCCUUCCCCUCCCCACAAUUCAGUCAAUGCUCUGGUCUGAUCUUCUCUGAAGAGGGUGAUGUAUGGUACUGCUAGCCCAAGGAAGGGAAGGGAAUAGUGGUUUCAUCCUUCUUUGAGGAAUUCCUCAGGUGUAUAUGCUCUACAUGGUAGAUUGUCUAGAACAUCAUUUUACCACUGAACCAUAGUCUACCCCUCCACAACCAGUUUGCUGUAAAAAGGCAUAUUCCUUUUUUAUAGUAGCAUUCACCAAAAUUUGGCAUCACAAAAAAGGCAGAUUUUAAGCAUCAGCAUCAUAUAACUUCAUCCUCAAACAGAAUGUCUAGUGCUUAUGGACUAUCCCAUAUUGCAGAUUAUCUGCUGGUUUUUUAAUCUGGUGUUAUUGAUAAUCUGCUAUUUUGAAUUAUCUAUCCCACCCCCCCCCCUUUUUAACCCUUACCUUCUGUCUUAGAAUUGACACUAAGUAUCAGUUCCAACACAGAAGAGUAGUAAGGGCUAGGCAAUUGAGAUUAAGUGACUUGCCCAGGAUCACACAGCUAGGAAGUAUCUGAGGACAUAUUUGAACCCAGGUUUUCCCAACUAUAGGCCCAGCUAUUGAGCCACCUUCCAUGCCCCAUAUAUUCCUUUAAAUUCCCUGGUUUUAGAUUUUCUCUCCCAGAGUUUCCCACCAUUUGAACAUUUGAGCUGAGGGUUGACCCUUUGAGCAUCUACUCUCCAGUUCAGCUCUGGGGAUAAGGAGUUCUUGGCCAUCCUUACAGCCAUUAUGUUGGAAUGUAAUUAAUAUUAACUAUAAUAAGAAUCAGGGGACCUGGUUUCUAGACUCCCUUAUAAGUCAUUGUGUGGCCUUGUGCAAGUCCCUUUCCUUUUCUUGAUCUCUUUUUUUCUCAGCUGUACAUAUGGUGGUUGGACUGUAUGAUCUGGAAGAUCCCUUUUUAUUCUCACAGUCUCUUUUCUCUCUGAAGGGCUGUUGCCAUUAGAUCUUUAUUUAGAGUUCAAAGAAUAUUCUCUCCAAGCUUCAA